AUGCAUCCCUUUCGUUCUCCUACCUUCCGGCCCCUGGGCACUUUCAGGGAUCGCGACACCGACGACUGGUCUGACUUGCCCGACAGUCCCCCUUCCGACAACAAGUUACCGUCUAGCGCAUCGCCGAAGAACAUCCUUUGGGAUUUCAGGGACUUAGCCGCGCCGUCGUCUCCCCCCACCAGUGUCGACGACGAGGACUACGUCGACGCUGUACGCCACUGGCCUUUCGCUCGACGCAUAUUUGGCGACCUAUUGGACGACAGGGACUUCCCUGCCUUGUCCGACAUUUUAAUUCAGACACCUGAUUUUGAGCCAGAAGAUUGGGUUCUCCUCCAGACGAAGUUGAGGGACAAACCGGAGAUUCUUCGUCAUUUCUGGUUCCGUUACGAUCGAGCGAUGAAGACGGUGGUGUCUGGUUCCCCCAGCGGCCUGCACCAGGACGCCCUGCAAGGUUGCGUUCAUAACAUAGUAGAGGAGACCAUCAAACCAGUUACGGUUCAGUUCCCGCUGCCCGCCGGCAUGUUGGUGACGGAGAACACGGCGAAGAUGUUGGUUAGGCAGGACCACAUAGAGAUUCCGGACUGUAUGGUAGGGCUGUCUUACCACGCCAAGCGCAAGGACCUCAGUGUCAGUUUGGGCGCUGACUGUGCAGUCGUCGAGUCUGCGAGAACGGAGAGUGUUCCGCACGUACUCGCCAAGGUGAGCACGACCUAUAGCCUAACAUUCUGUUAA
Molecule: messenger RNA, 732 nt
Organism: Fomitopsis serialis
Lineage: Eukaryota; Fungi; Basidiomycota; Agaricomycetes; Polyporales; Fomitopsidaceae
Exons: 4
Coding region: 1-732 (243 amino acids)
Source: RefSeq, a predicted model, not a curated record